AACGCCCCGCGUCGGAGCAGGAAAUCAGCGGCUCGCGCACUCGUCCAUGCCAUGCCUGCAACAAGACCUUCUCCAAAGCCGAGCACCUCACCAGGCACCUCCGCAGCCACACCCAGGAAAAGCCGUACGCGUGUGCGACCUGUGGGAGGGUCUACUCUCGAAGGUUGAAAGGUGCGGAGGCCGAAACACCUGUGCUACCACUGACUGCUGCAGCGAUGUGUUACGCCGACACGAGAAGAGCCACCAGAACCCUUCCCCGCAUUCCCGACUGUCGAUGUCGGCAACCCCGUUCCCAUCUACGGCCGACGACUCGAUGAUGCCCACGCCUCCGUCUCCCGUACGACCAAAGCGACAGAGGGUCCUGCCGGUUUCUUCCCUGCUCAUGCCAACGACUUCUCAGCUGGAGGAGACAAUCGAUCCUCCCGAGGCUAUUCCGGCGGGGAUGAGUUUACAUGACACCGUAUUACAGGCGGAUUCCAGCACGUGGUUCUUGGACGCGGACUUUGAUGUGAAUGCCUUGGACUUUUCAAUCUCCUCUGCCAUAUCCGAAUGGGCGCAACUGCCUUCCGCCCCAGGUUUCUGUGAUUCGACUGGCCCAGAAGAGCCCCCGCUGCCUAUACCAACACCGUCGGGGACCAAGGAUGAGGACCCGCCAUCGGCAGACACUGUCAGGAAGAAGUGGUUUACCUGCUUGUCUCCACCAGACCAGACCGGAUCUGUCUACCCAAGCGGUAUCUCCGGGGAUUAUUUCCUCCAAGGGAGGGAUGCUGAUGAUAGCUACAGGGCUGGUCUGUCCCAGAGACUAAAGCCUCGUAUGCAGGAUGAAGCACUGCCCUCGGUUGAACAGCUCAAUCUAUUCGCGAAGCUGUUCUUUAGCCGGUUUCACUCCCUGUUUCCCGUCAUACAUGCCCCAACCUUCCGACCGGUGGCAGAAAAUUCGUUGCUGUUUUUGUCGAUCUGCUCCAUAGGAAGCCUUUUUGUUGGGUCAUCGCAUGCCGUGGCGCAGGGCUUGAGAAUAUUUGAAAGACUAAACAAAGCUGUUCUGGCCUCGUGGGAGAACAUAUUGGCCCACAGUCGGUCCGAUGCACUAUCAAUGGUCCAGACCGCUAUUCUGGGCCAGACAUAUGGCAUGCUAUCCGGACGGCCCAGAGAUUUAAUUCUCGCCGAUGUUCUCCAUGGCGCCGCCCUGGGCUGGACGCGCGAGUCCAACAAGUACUGCGGCCCCAACCAUACCGAACCCAUUAAUCCAGACUUAGAUGGACAUGAACUGGACGAGCAAUGGCACCGUUGGGUUGAAGUGGAGCAAAGAAGGCGGGUCGAGAUCGCGUUGAACAUCCAUGAUGCAGAGCUCGCAAGGCUGAUGCACCAUGAGCCGAUUCGCAAACAUCGAUUCGCCCAGUAUCCUCGGUUAGGAUCCGAGGCCAUGUUUAUGGCACCCACAGCGGCCCGAUGGGCUGACCUCUACCGACAGUCGUUGUAUGGAGGGUCUGAUCUCAAUAUUGAUAUCCAUUUUCACAAAGCCGGACACAACUCUAGAUUUGCUGUCUAUAGUGUCCUGGAAAGUAUUAGCGCAUACGUCAUUGAAGCUCGCCUAUCGGAAGGCUUGGACGAAGGGAGAUCUGAAGAACUGUCAGGUCUGUUAAUGCACUGGUGGAUAGAGUACGGUCCGCAUUUCAAGGAUGAGGAAGACGCAUUUGGCCUUCCGGUUCUGUGGCACUCAAUAUACAUGUCCCUCUACGCGGACAUGGACUUACUCGAGCGGGCAGUUGGUCGCGAUGGCCAUGCAUCUGCUAUCGACUCCCGCGAUGCCGUUCGUACAUGGACCGGCUCAUUGAAUGCCAGCAAGUGCUUGGUUCACGCGCUAUUAAUACAACGCCAUCUGGAGAGGAUGCGGAUCUCUUCGGAGCCUGCGAUCCAUGUCCCUGGUGCUCUGUACUCGGCUGCCCUUGCAUGGCUCUGCUUCACGAGGAUCGGGUCGCAACGAUCGGUCGAUCUCAGGGCGUUUGACGCUCCGGAGAUUCGGCUCCUAGGCAGUGAGGCCGCCCUUCAAGAAGCGCAAGGGCAGGCAUUCGGGGACUCGGUGUUUGCAGACGUCAACCACCUGCAUAGACUGAUUGAUCUGUUGCAUCGCUUUGGGCGCUGGGCUAUCUCGAAAACCUUUGCAACUGUAUUAUGUGCAGCUUUGGAGGAGGCUGGGAAGAAUGAGUAUUAGGACCGCCUUCCAGCACGCAAGGGGCCUGCCGGUAGUAAUAGCUCAUGCAUACUCCGUACUCUUUAACACUCAUCCAGAAUGCGGCCUGGGUCGGUCUC
Molecule: messenger RNA, 2310 nt
Organism: Aspergillus heteromorphus CBS 117.55
Lineage: Eukaryota; Fungi; Ascomycota; Eurotiomycetes; Eurotiales; Aspergillaceae
Exons: 1
Coding region: 47-2212 (721 amino acids)
Biological process (GO): DNA-templated transcription; regulation of transcription by RNA polymerase II
Cellular component (GO): chromatin
Molecular function (GO): DNA-binding transcription factor activity, RNA polymerase II-specific; zinc ion binding; RNA polymerase II cis-regulatory region sequence-specific DNA binding
Source: RefSeq, a predicted model, not a curated record